Messenger RNA from Actinia tenebrosa (Australian red waratah sea anemone), 1865 nucleotides. Its product is annotated as aspartate--tRNA ligase, cytoplasmic-like. The record is from RefSeq and is a predicted model, not a curated record. Gene Ontology annotation, cellular component: aminoacyl-tRNA synthetase multienzyme complex; cytosol; cytoplasm. Gene Ontology annotation, molecular function: aspartate-tRNA ligase activity; ATP binding; RNA binding. Gene Ontology annotation, biological process: aspartyl-tRNA aminoacylation. NCBI's taxonomy places the organism in Eukaryota, Metazoa, Cnidaria, Anthozoa, Actiniaria, Actiniidae.
UCGAAGAUUCAGGUCAUGUGGUAGAAGUUCUCGUUUCAUGCUUCUCUUAGCCAGGAGAACACGUUUCUUAACAAAGGUGUUUACAACUGCUUUUUUGCCACCAAAAGCAAUUUCAAAGACCUGUUUACACCGCCAGUUAAGGAUUUUUACUGCUAUGUCUUCAAGCGAUCAGAAUUCAGCUCCAAAUGAUCAGUCAGUCGUGUCUCAACUCGGGCCUGAUGGUAAGCCAUUAUCUAAGAAAGCGAUGAAGAAAUUGGAGAAAGAAAAGGAAAAGGAAAAGAAGAAGUCUGAACGCGAAGCUCAAAAAGCAGCUGAAGCUGAAGCUCAAAAGGCAGAAGAUUUUGCAAAGGAUAGCUAUUGUGUUCUCCCAUUGAUCCAGUCAAAGGAAAAAACAUCGCGAAAAUGGACCAAAGUUCAAAACCUGACAGCAGACCUUUCUGGACAAAAAGUACUUGUCAGAGCAAGACUGCAUACUUCAAGAGGAACAGGAAAGCAGUGUUUCAUUACCCUAAGAGACCGCCAGUAUACUGUUCAAGCUAUCUGUGCUGUUAGUAACAUUGUUAGUAAACCAAUGGUCAAGUUUGCUGUUGGGAUUAACAAGGAGUCUAUUGUGGAUGUCGAAGGAGAAGUCAAGAAAGUUGACCAGCAAAUUAAGAGUUGUAGUCAACAAGAUGUUGAGAUAUCUGUGGAAAAGUUGUUUGUAGUCAGUUUGUCAGAGCCUCGACUACCACUUCAGAUAGAAGAUGCAUCCAGACCUGAUACUGAUGAGCUUGCCCAUGUCAAUCAAGACACUAGACUUGACAACAGGAUUAUUGAUCUAAGGACCAUCCCAAACCAAGCAAUAUUCAGCAUAGAAGCUGCUACGUGCAAAUUGUUUCGGGAGUAUCUUGAAUCUAAAGGUUUUCAUGAAAUCCACACACCAAAGAUUAUUUCAGCUGCCAGUGAAGGUGGAGCCAAUGUGUUUGAAGUUUCUUACUUCAAAGGAAAGGCAUACCUGGCUCAAUCACCACAGCUUUACAAGCAAAUGGCUCUGACUGCAGAUUUUGAUCGUGUUUACACCAUUGGAAGUGUUUUCCGUGCUGAAGAUAGCAAUACUCACAGACAUCUAUGUGAGUUUAUUGGUUUGGAUGUUGAGAUGACAUUCUAUGAACACUAUCAUGAGGUGGUCAGAACCAUUGGAGAAAUGUUCAACUAUAUUUUUAAAGGUCUUCAAACAAGAUUUGCAGAUGACAUUGAAAAAGUGAGAAAACAGUACCCCAGUGAGCCAUUCAAGUUCCUUGAACCAAGCUUAAUUCUGGAGUAUCAUGAAGGAGUGGAUAUGCUAAAAGCUGCAGGUAUAGAAAUGGAUUAUGAUGAAGAUCUCAGCACUCCAAAUGAGAAGCUGUUGGGUAAACUAGUAAAACAAAAGUAUGACACUGACUUCUUCAUUCUGGACAAAUAUCCACUAUGCGUCCGUCCAUUCUACACUAUGCCUGAUGCACGGAAUCCAGUGUUGAGUAAUUCUUAUGACAUGUUCAUGAGGGGGGAAGAGGUACUGUCUGGUGCUCAGCGAAUACACAACCCUGAUUUACUGACAGAGAGAGCCAAACACCAUGGUAUUGAUUUAGAACAGAUAAAGUCCUACAUUGAUUCGUUCCGUUAUGGUGCACCUCCACAUGCAGGUGGUGGAAUUGGUCUUGCAAGAGUGGUGAUGUUGUACCUGGAUCUGCACAAUAUCAGGAAAUCAUCCAUGUUCCCACGUGAUCCUAAACGUGUUACACCUUGAAUCAAUUAACRUUAUUAUAUGCAUGUGAGAAUACUGUUGGAACUAUCAUGCAAUAAACAUGCAUGUAUCAUGUGGAAUUAAAUAAAAUUCAUUGCUGUAA